This is a messenger RNA of Nelumbo nucifera (sacred lotus), 4661 nucleotides long. Its product is annotated as Transducin/WD40 repeat-like superfamily protein. The record is from RefSeq and is a predicted model, not a curated record. Gene Ontology annotation, molecular function: protein binding. NCBI's taxonomy places the organism in Eukaryota, Viridiplantae, Streptophyta, Magnoliopsida, Proteales, Nelumbonaceae.
GAUGGUUAUCGAUCGGGUACAGAACCAGACAGACGAUGUGAAUUCUUCAACUGCUCACGGCUCACCCAGAAACAAGUGACGAGUCGCGACAAGCAAUUCCUUUUACAAAUUGUUUACCCAAAAAUAAAAAUAUUUUACAAAUUUCAACAUAUUACCCGCCUUAACAUAUUCUGCUUGCCUAUACAGGCCUCUCUGAUCUUCCAACCUGUUGGUUAGCCUUCAAUUGCAGAAUAAAUCUCCCUUGGCUCUCUAGCCUAGGGUUUUGCCGUUCGAGAUGAAGAUAAAUCGCAAACGCAAAAGAUCAGAUUCAACUACAAAGUUGGUUUUAGAACAAAUUAUCGGCUUGACAACGAAGAAUUGCAACGCACUGGCCUCAAACAUCCACAGAGGAGACUGCAUUUACUUGGCAGGAUGCAUUGUUGUGGUUUACAAUGUAGAGUCAGGCACACAAUGGCAUCUCACAGUGACUUCUCGAAUGCCUAAACCUUUGAGCUGUGUGGCUGUCUCACAGAAUGGAUGCUUCAUUGCAGCCGGUGAGUCAGGGAAUCAACCAGCGGUGGUAGUGUGGGAAUACUCCUCUCGGGCUUUCAUUUUUGAACUGAAGGGUCAUCAACAUGGGGUGUCAUGUAUUGCUUUCUCACAUGAUGGAAAGCAUCUGGUGUCUGUUGGAUCUGUUCAUGAUGGAUACCUUUGCCUUUGGGAUUGGCGGAAUGGGAGGCUGGUAACAAAGCUUAAAGCAAGUUCAUCUUUGUCCUCCAUUGCAUCUAUUGGCUUCUCUCAAAAUGCAAACUGUUUUGUAACAGUUGGGAAAAGACACUUGAAGUUAUGGACAAUAAGAUCAUCUAUGAAGUCUAGCUCAAAUAUUGGUAAAGGCUUGUUAACAAUUGGUGGAAAACCUGCUAAUCUUGGUUGUCAGAAAGGCAAUUCAUUUAUUUCUGUUGCAUUCACCCAUUGGGCUGGUAAUAGCUUGAUAGAUGACCAGUCUGCCAAAUUUUGUCAUAUUUAUGCAUUGACAGAUGCAGGUGUUUUAUGUCUUUUACAUUCUGGAUUUUCAAUAAGGAAGUGCAUUGAUUUAAAGGUUCAGAAAAGUUUUGCACUCUCUGUAUCCAGUGAGCUUAUUGCUUGUGCGUGCAGCAAUGGAAUUGUGCAACUGUUCACAGUUGGUACUCUCAACUAUGCUGGAACUCUGCAAUAUUCUGAAGCCAAAAAACAUCAUGAAACAUCAAAAUUAGGCUGUGGUACAAAGUCCUCUGAGAAGGAUUCUCAGCUCCCUGAUGCAAUAGCUUGUCAAUUCUCAACUUCCAGAAAGCUUGUUGUUGUUUAUGGAGAUCACAGCCUCUAUAUAUGGGAAAUAGACGAUGUGAACAAGGUUAGUAAGUGUGACGUGGUUGUAUCACAUAGUUCCUGCAUAUGGGAUAUUAAGAACCUCUCUUCCGAAAGCAUGUAUUCUACUCUUGCAUAUGCUGGUAGGAGUUGUGCUGGUGGAGUAUCUUUUGCAACGUGCUCUACAGAUGGUACUAUUAGGUUUUGGGACCUUGCUUUCCAAAUCAGUUCAGUGAACAAUGAUGGAAAGGAAAGAUUUGCCAUGAACCAACAAAUUGGUAGUAGUUCUUCAACAACUGAGCAAGUCAGUGCUAUACAUCUAGCAAGCACUGCAGUUUUUGAACUGGAUGCCAUGGAGCCAGGUAUUGGCACUCAGGGGAUUCGGUCGAUGGCAGUUAGUUCAGAUGGAAAGUAUUUGGCUGCUGGUGAUUUCUUGGGGAACCUCCAUGUUUAUAACCUACAUACUUCUGAUUAUACAUGCUUUCAGGAGGCCCAUAGUGCAGAGAUCCUCUCAUUGAACUUCAGCUUCCCAAGAAGGCAUAGUGUUAAUUCUGAACAAGAACAUCAUGAAUUCUACUACUUACUUGCUUCAGGAGGAAGAGAUCAAAUAAUAAACCUCUACGAUGUCAACAGGGGUUUUAAAGUUAUUGCAAGUCUCGAUGACCAUUCAGCUGCUGUGACUUCUGUAAAACUUGCAUGCAAUGGUCAUAUGAUUCUCAGUUGUAGUGCUGAUCGGUCUCUUGUAUUUCAUGAUGUGGCUAUAACAGAUGAUGGUUGUAAGGUUUCACUUUGUCAUCAUCAAAUUGCAUCUCAUGGCACAGUUUAUGAUAUGGCUAUAGAUCCUGCAGUGGAGGUUGCUGUCACCGUUGGCCAGGACAAGAAGAUAAAAACAUUCAAUAUUGCUGCUGGAAGGCUUAUUAAAAUGUUUAAGCACGAAGAGAACUUCGGAGAACCAAUAAAGGUUACCAUAGAUCCAAGCAGCAGCUACAUGGUUUGCUCAUACUCAAAUAAAUCUAUUUGCAUUUAUGACAUUACACAUGGAGAGUUAGUAGCAAAAGCAGUAGGGCAUGGUGAAGUUAUAACUGGUGUUAUUUUCUUGCCUGACUUCAAGCAUAUUAUUUCAGUAGGUGGUGAUGGCUGCAUUUUCAUUUGGAAACUACCUGCUCCUUUGUCAUCAAGAAUGCUUCAAAGAAUGAAGGAACAUUCUGGUUCUUCUAUAGACAUGGUUCAAAUGUUACCUUCAGUUGAAUGUGUAUCACAUGAAGAGGUUCUUCAUCCAUGCAAUAUCAAUUCUAAAGAAAUCUCCAUGCUGGAUUUCAGCCAAGAUGAUCAAAGAAUGGUCCAAGAAGGGGGCUUGGAAAUUUCACCAUUUAAAUUCAGCAUUUCAAGACUUCCAAAGUGGGCACAAGCCAAAAUGCACCAUUACCAGAAAGCAGAACCAGAAUCAAUCUCAUCCUCAGUAGCUGGUAAUGGUGGCACAUCUACUCCGAUGUGUCCUAAGGUUCACCCACCAUGUAAAAAUGAUUUGGGAGGCAGUGAUCUCACGCCCAAGGAUUCAUUUGGUAUAGAAGCUAGUUCAAGUUCUUCAGUGCCUCAAGAAAUUCCAAGACACUUGGACAAUCGCUGGCUCACCAUUCAUACUGUCUGUCUUGAUAUGCUUGAAUCUCCAGAAGAAAGAGAUUUCAAGGAAGUGAUAAUGCCUAUCUCCAGUCAAAUAUUGUCACGUGACUCUGCUAUGGAGGGACUAUCCAACAUUGACAGCAUGGGGGCCACAUCAGGUGAUCCAACUAUAAUGGACCACCUCUCCGUGGAGCCUUACUGUUCUGGUAACCAGGUUGUGAGUGAUGGCCGUGGUCACACUUCAAGUGUACAGGCAUCAAGUUCUGUUGACACUGAGUGCAAGAAUGAAGACCAACGCAGACUCAAUGCAAAAACAUAUUAUGAACUAGCUCCUAGUGAAGUACAGCUUAAAUCAUGUGCGGGAGAAAGCAUGUUUCAGACAUCUAUGAGCAAGGCAGAAAAAGAGGAAAAUGGCAUGUGUCAAGAUGACCUCUACAGCCAGCACUAUUGCAAUUUAUCAACAGCAGUGAAGGAUGCAAAGGACUCGACAGGAAGCUUGGUGAGCACCAACGACACUUCCCAGCAAAGUGAAAUAACUAAUUGCCUUACAUCAGAUAACCUUUCGAACAUGGAAGGUAUAAAAGGAAAACAAAAGGAGGGAGUUAUCAUAGAAAGAAGUGAGAUACAGGAAAAAAUCACCGAGUGCAAGGAAGCAUUACUUAGGUUAGAUGCUGCAGCAGACUCUGCACUUCAGUUAUUUGAUGAGUUGGGGAUCUUUGUCUCUAGAGAAGAUGCAUCGUUUGGCUGUAGGGCUUACUUAUAUGAUCAAGCAGUGGGUCUCCUACCAUCAAUAAAAGAGAAAGUUAAUGCUCUUGCUGAUUUGAUGCAGUCUGCCAAGAGGAAUUCAUGUUUAGACACUAGGGUGGAAACUUCCAGUUCGACAUUUGAACCUCUGUUAGGAAAAUUUGCAGAAAGUCUUUCACAUCAGGUCCUUGAAUUGGUGAGGAAGAAUCUCUAAUAAUCACUAGAAAGUCUAGAAUGCCUUUGGGUAACUUCAUCUCAGAUUCUUGCAUCAAAGGUUCAUUUUCAGAUCUUUGGUAAAUGGUAACACCUCUCAAUAUCGUGGAUUUCUUCAAACAUAAUAUGCUUCUCCUAAAAAUCUCAAGGGAAGAUAAUGUGGAGGUAUACGAGGGCUGCCAUCCUUUUGGAGCAUUUUGAUGCUAAAACUUUUGACAUAAUAAAAGGUGAACAUCGUUAUUGGUGUUACAUCAGGAGGAAUGCCACAUGGGAUUUCUAUGAGAUAAGUCCCCAUAUGGUUGUUAAGGCGUUGCGUAAGUGAUGCCAUGAGAUUGUCCAUAAGGCGUUAAGGUGUUGGUGUUACAUCAGGAGGUGCAUCAACAUUUUAUCCCCCAUUUCUUCAGUCAAGUUAAAGGCUGCAAGUAUGCAAUCCCCUCCUUAUCUAUGGUUAAAACAAGGGCUAGCGCCUUAUUUUUUUUUUCCACUUAUCCUCUUAUUCCUCUUGUAAGAUUUGAAGUUUGAAUGAUAGAAAGUCAAAAACUUCAAAAGAAUAUUAAAGAAGAAUCACUUUCUAAUGUUCAACUGAAACAAACAAAGCACAUUGAGAAGAAAAAUGUGUGCUUUGCAUCAACUGUCAUUCAUAGUAACAUUUGAUGCUUAAUGAUGCAUCGUCCAAUUAGUGUCCAGUAGCAACAAACUUUAUCCAAUGUACAAAAUGCAUGCCAUGAGGAAUACAUUUCUAUCACAGGUUUUGAUACUCA